GUCUCUGGUCCUGACUGCCAGGCCAAUUCUUCAUUUACUUCUUCAGUCUUUUGCUGGAUACCAUAUAGAAGCCAGUGAAGCCACAAAUAAGAGUACACUGACAAUAGGACUGAAGUAUUAAGGACUUUAGUCAGCUGGGGUCAUGGCAGCUCCAGGCUAUGGCUACUAUCGCUUGAUCAUAUUUCUUUGCAUGUUUACAGGUUACUUCUUGUAUUUUUUUAACAGAAAGACCUUCUCCUUUGUCAUGCCCUCUGUGAUGGAUGAAAUAGAUCUAGACAAAGAGGAUUUGGGAAUGAUCACCAGCAGUCAGACCAUGGCCUAUGCCAUCAGCAAGUUCAUCAGCGGUGUGUUGUCGGAUCGGAUCAGUGCCCGCUGGCUCUUCUCCAUCGGCCUUCUUGUGGUUGGGGGGAUCAAUAUAGUCUUUUCCUGGUCUUCAGCUGUAUCUGUGUUCUCUAUUCUCUGGUUCCUCAAUGGUCUGGGACAGGGAUGUGGCUGGCCUCCCUGUGGAAAAGUGCUACGAAAGUGGUUCAAGCCCUCCCAGUUUGGGACAUGGUGGUCGGUGCUGUCUUGCAGUAUGAACCUGGCUGGAAGUGUGGGUCCAGUCUUGGUCACUGUGCUCUUGCAGUAUUACAACUGGAGGACCAUCCUGACCGUGUCGGGUGGGGUUUGUGCAGCCUUCUCUUUUGUAUGUCUAGCUUUUGUUAAGAAUGAGCCUAAAGAUGUGGGCCUGCCCAGCAUUGAGGCCAUGGUCAAGAAAGAUGAAACAGGAGCCAAGACUGAGAGCUCACUGAGGGACUUCCUUCUCUCACCCUUUCUGUGGGUGCUGUCUGUGGGGUAUCUGGUUGUGUUUGGAGUGAAAACCGCGGCUACUGACUGGGGGCAACUUUUCCUCAUGCAAGAGAAGGCCCAGACAGUACUUAUGGGUAGCACCUACAUGAGUGCCCUGGAGGUGGGGGGCUUUGUUGGGAGCCUUGCAGCAGGUUUCAUUUCGGAUAAAGCUGUUGCUCAACAAGGCUUGAAGACUCAUGGCAGCCCUCGUCAUAGCUUGCUCAUUCUUAUGAUGGGUGGUAUGUACCUUUCCAUGCACUUGUUCAGAGUGACCAUCACACCUGAAAUUCCAAAGGAAGCUCCUCUUUGGGCCAAGGUCCUUCAUCCUGUGUCCAUCAUGACUGGAGUGUCUGAACAAGAGAUUUGGAUCCUGUUUCUUGGUGCCAUGUUUGGCUUUUCUUCAUAUGGACCAAUUGCCUUGUUUGGAGUGAUAGCGAGUGAAUGUGCUCCCUCAAACUUCUGUGGGACUUCUCAUGCAGUCGUAGCUUUAAUGGCCAAUGUGGGAGCUUUCAUGGCAGGACUUCCUUUCAGCACUAUUGCCAAAAAGCACAGCUGGGAAGUGGCCUUUUGGGUAGCAGAAAUGAUAAUGGGUGUGACAACCAUCUGGUUCUUUCUAGUGCGUAACAUGCGCACAAGAAUGGGAAGGAUAGCUGACAAAAUUGAAUGAUGGCUUUUAAAAUGCUCGAAACUGGGCUUAUAGAAUGCACUGAAUGAUGUUAAACAGCACCUUUUACAGAAAGAAUCUUUUUUUUUUGUCAAAUAUGAUCCACUAUGACAAAGUGAAAAUGUCCCAUAUAUUUUCUGAAAAUACAACAGUAUUGUGAAUUUGUUAAAAUGCUUUUGACAUUCAAAGAUUUUACCUUUACACAAGUUUAGGGCUCUAGCUGAUGUUUAAUUCGAGUAUUUCUUAAUUAAAAACUGAAAAAGUCAUCUGUGUUAUCAUCUGUACUUUGGUCAUACUUGAAACUUCUCCUGAACAGCUUCAGUUUGUCAGGUGCCAAUAAAAAGCAAAAAUAUUUCAAUAAUUUGGAAAAAGUGUUCAAU
Molecule: messenger RNA, 1872 nt
Organism: Oryzias latipes (Japanese medaka)
Lineage: Eukaryota; Metazoa; Chordata; Actinopteri; Beloniformes; Adrianichthyidae
Product: glucose-6-phosphate exchanger SLC37A4
Biological process (GO): glucose-6-phosphate transport; phosphate ion transmembrane transport
Cellular component (GO): endoplasmic reticulum membrane
Molecular function (GO): glucose 6-phosphate:phosphate antiporter activity
Source: RefSeq, a predicted model, not a curated record